ACCGCAAGCUCCAACUCACGAAUAACCAUUCCUGUAUAUUUAUACAUUUUUACAAGAAUUUUUACAAAUUUCACAAACCGAUUGAAAUAUGAAAGAAACAUUUCACAGUUGAUUACCAAAGGACAAACAACCGUUUACUGAGGCAUUUAUUCAAGAUAAUUCCAGGAUAGGAAUGGCGUCUGGCAGACACACGUUAGUUGAACAUAAAUCAAUAUAAGAAAUGGAUGUUACAGAACCCGCGACAAUCAUUCAAACGACACUUGACACGGCAAAUAGCAAGACCAGCGGCAUUGGCGAGCAUGUAGAGCAACAAGUCGAAGCAACGGUAGGCGUAAUUGACAAUGGUGGUGAUCGAACCAAUGAAGAUAUUACAAACAAUUUUAUAGAAUACGACAUUGAGCAUGAAUUACGUGAGAAAUCGGAACAUCCUUCUGUUGUGGAACUACAUCGUAUGAACAGUUUGAAUUAUGCAGGCAACAAAAAUAUGGUGCAAGGUUUAAUGGACAUUGCGCUUUUGUCGGCAAACGCUAAUCAACUGCGGUUUUUACUUACUUAUAACAACAAAGCCCCCACUUAUUAUAUGAGUCUGGGUUUGGUGAGCAUGUCCUUGGUGCUACAGGUUGUCGUGGGUCUAGCCCUAAUAUACAAGCGUCAUUUGAAGAAGACUGAUCCACGUUAUGAGUACACCAAGGAGCUGCUAAUAUUUGGUGUAUUUAUUAUAACCGUUGUUAAUGUACUGCUCGCUGCAUUUACCACAACUGAUAAUGAUUAAAAAUCUUAGAAACCAUGGAAAAGCUUUGCAGAAAUGACUACGGACGUGAAAGUUGCCCUAAAGCAUUAAAAAAACAAUAAAAUCGGCAGGAAAAAUAAUAUUCAAUAAACGUAGAAUGUCUCUCUCUUAAUGCCAAUAUCGAUGCAUGUACGCAUUUAAGUAUGCAUGUACAUACACGUAGAUAUCCAAAUUGUAUAAUAUUUCGAUUUGAGGUUCCCUUGGGUACAGAUUUAGAUAUCAUCCAGGUGCUCUCGACUCGUUUAUUUUUUGCAACGCGUCUUAAAAUCCUUGGAGUUUCGAGUAUAGCAUUGUCCUUUGCAUAUUUUGCAUUUGUGG
Ceratitis capitata (Mediterranean fruit fly) is the source of this 1108-nucleotide messenger RNA. It is a transcript of the gene NijB, whose product is annotated as ninjurin-1. Lineage: Eukaryota; Metazoa; Arthropoda; Insecta; Diptera; Tephritidae. The record is from RefSeq and is a predicted model, not a curated record. The transcript has 3 exons. Gene Ontology annotation, cellular component: membrane. Bases 221 to 772 code for a protein of 183 amino acids. Gene Ontology annotation, biological process: tissue regeneration; cell adhesion.